UGUAAGGCUGCUGCUGCGUGCUCUUGCCCUAUACAAGUAAAGGAGGGGGAGAGAGAGAGAGAGCGAGCUAGCUAGCAUGGAUGAGAAUAAUGAAGCAGGAGGAAGAGACGAGAAAGCGGAAAAAAACCAAAAUCAAACGGAAGCUGGAGGAGGAGGAGCUUCCAAACGUAAAUCAUGCAAAGGAUGUCUCUAUUACUCUUCCAUUCUCAAAUCCAAGGGCAUCAAUCCUCGCUGCAUCGGCAUCCCUCGCACCCUCCAUCAAGUUCCCAAUUAUAUUGUCGGACAAUCUGCAGUUGAAGCUUCUAUAGAGGGUCGGACUCUUGCAGGUUUUUAUUAUGCUUGUGCUGGGUACUCGGUGUAUAUCAGCAAAGAUCAUUCUACUGAUAACCAAAAGCAAGUGACAAAAACAGAACUGCCAGUCUGUGUGGGAUUUGAGUUUCUAGCGUAUAGAAGAGCUGCUACUUCUGAUAAUGCAUCUGCUCCAGCUCAUGCCCAUGGUAGAGAAGAUGGCCUUGAAAUUCAUCAGCCUCGAACGCCAAAGCCGACCCAUUCUGCAGGAGAUGACUUCCUGAGCAGGUAUACAAGGAACGCAAACCUUGUUGCAUCAGGGGUGGCCAGGAAUAUGCGAAAAGUAGGGAAUUACAUAAAAGAGAACGUGGAUGAUAUUUUAUACCCAUAUCGAAAGCGACCAAAGUAAGGGUGUAAGUUCUGGAUACCUGAAGAGAAUAGGUAGAUGAAGUAGAAUCAAGCUUCACCUGCUAUUUGCAUUUAAUUAUAUAAGUUUCCCCGAACACCACUUUCAUAUUCAGUGGCUCUUAUCAAUGGAAUGCGGGGCAAGUGGUACAGGGAGAUGUUUUACUGUUCAUUCACAAAAGCAAGAUAUUAUGGUUAAUUUGGGGGGGGGGACAAGUUUGGGACAAGUUUUGUAUAAAAUACAUGAUCAUGCAAGCAAAUUGUUCUUUGCCUGAUGAGCAGUACUGCACCCUUACGUGCCUGGAAUUUUAAAAAGGUUAAUGACAAACUUUUUCAUUAGUCGCAAA
This is a messenger RNA of Manihot esculenta (cassava), 1040 nucleotides long. RefSeq lists its product as uncharacterized. The coding region runs from base 77 to 697 and encodes 206 amino acids. The record is from RefSeq and is a predicted model, not a curated record. Lineage: Eukaryota; Viridiplantae; Streptophyta; Magnoliopsida; Malpighiales; Euphorbiaceae. The transcript has 5 exons.